This is a messenger RNA of Aspergillus puulaauensis, 1533 nucleotides long. RefSeq lists its product as uncharacterized. The record is from RefSeq and is a predicted model, not a curated record. Lineage: Eukaryota; Fungi; Ascomycota; Eurotiomycetes; Eurotiales; Aspergillaceae. The transcript has 4 exons. The coding region runs from base 1 to 1533 and encodes 510 amino acids.
AUGGACCGCCACACACCCCAUGUUCUCUCCCCAGUUCCAGAAGAAGAGGUCAAAACCCAGGAGGAUGUGAGAGAUAACAAAGAGCAGGAUGAGAGGAAGGAUGGGAAAACCGCUGUAUCCGAGACCGAAUCAGACUCUGACGACGAUGGCGCCCUCCCGCUCGAAAUCGACGUCCACGGGCUCAAGGCAAGGGUAUACCUCAACUGCGCAGACAUCGAUAUCAUUCCGGCCAGAUACCUCGAGAAAGCAGAUUGCUCUUAUCUCCUCAAACGAAACCCGUGGAUCUUCCGCGCCGCAAAAGACGGCCGUGAGGUAGACAUCAGAAGAUGGUCAAAGGUCGACAUCCGGUUCCGUGGCGUGUUCAAGACCCUGAAGAAGGUUCCACCCUUUAAGCAUGGCCUAUAUGAUAGCGAUGGCACUGGUAGUUGGCGCAAGAGCUCAAGUACGGGUCCGUCGUCUUCAUCUUCAUCUACCUCGAAGAAGAUCGAUUUCGAAGAGGCGGUUAAGGCGCAAGGACAGGUUGUUUAUGCUCUUCUUGACGAGAUUUCGAAUAUGUUUAAGCUUCGUCGUGAGAUGGACGAUCAUCGACAGUUCUUUUUUCUGAGACCGAGACUGGUUUCUUGCAAGCCAGAGUACUGGACUGGGUACCGCGCGAAGCAUCGGGAUUCACCCUACACCGCGGGUUCGCUUUCGCUGGACUAUGAACCCUACCGGGGUAUGCCGCAUGUCGUUGUACCUGUCGUGACGACAGCCGACCGCAAACAUUCCCUCAAGAAAGCCCUAGAAGGCGAAUUCAAGCUCCUCCUUGCCCAAUACUUGGCUAAUAUCCACUGUCUCUCGCCUCCCGGCGACAAACUCCCAGACCAAGAAGGCUUCCUCAUCAGCCUCCACGGCUCCAAACUGCACAUUCUCCGCGGUAUCUUCCCAGGCCAAAAGACCUCGAGGGUCUGGUGCGGCCGACACAAACCCUCGGACAUCGAGACAACCAGCACAAACGGCCACGUGCCGAGAAUGAACAUGAACGAGCGGUUCUAUAGCAAGACGAAUAUCGAGCGGUUCAUGGAGCAGGUAGAAUGGGACCAGCUCUCGAACCCGGAUAACGAGAGCGGACCGCGCUCGUUCCAGAUCCUGGCGAGCCGCGAGUUUGACCUGUGGAUGAAGUGGGAGUUUCUGGCUGCGCAGAAGAUGCUAUGUGGGAUGCUGAUGUACCUUAUGAGCGGGCAGGCGAGGUGUGGGGUGCUCCAGGAAGUGUUUGGCAAGUACCCGUAUGACGAGGGGUAUGAUCCUGAUAGUGAGGAUGAGAAGGAGAUGGAGGAGAAAGAGGUGAAGAUGAGAGAGUUUGAGGAAAAGAAGCGUGAGGAGGGUAAGGCUAAAGCCGUUGAGCGUGAGAAUAGGAGGAUUUCGAUGAAGGAUAAGAUCGGGGGUCUUGCGGAGGGACUUUGCCAGCCAUGGUGGGACUGGGUGUGGGAUGACAAGAAGAACGAGAAGCGUGCAAAGAAGGCAGAGGAUGAAUUGAUCGUUGGCGGACCUUGA